AUGACUUCCAAACUGGCUUCCCUGGCUGCUUCACUGCCUGCGACCACUUCUGCGAUUCCUCCGCUCGACCCUCGUUCGCACCGACCCUCGUCAUCGUCCUCUACGAGCUUAUCCGCCCCGACCUCAUCGGACGCGCUUCCUCGCAGCAGCAACUCCAAGAAGACCAAGAAGACUCGGGCACCCACUCCUUCACCUCUAGCACCUCCUACCAAACCCUGGCUCGCACUCGGCCUGGAAGGCUCGGCCAACAAGCUCGGCGCAGGGCUCAUUCUCCAUUCACCGCCGUCGACGUCUUCCUCUACUGCAGCAGCGCCCGGAAACGACGUGGGUUCCGUCUCGAUCCUGUCCAACAUCCGCCACACCUACGUUACACCACCGGGCGAAGGCUUCUUGCCUUCCGACACGGCGCGCCACCACAAGCGAUGGAUCGUGCAGGUCAUUGACCAUGCUUUGAAAUCCGCCAAUCGAACCUUGGACCAAGUCGACGUCAUCUGCUUCACAAAAGGUAAUAUGAUUGUCUUGGUUCCAGUGUGGGCGGGCAUCCGGAACUGAUACACGCCGCGAAUUCUGUGAUCCGACCGCGAGCAGGUCCUGGAAUGGGCGCCCCACUUCAAACUGUCGCGCUCGUUGCUCGGACCCUGGCGCUGAUGUACAACAAGCCUUUGGUUGGCGUGAACCAUUGCGUCGGUCGUACGUGCCGGGACGCGGGUUUGAGAGUGCCUGCUCCUCCCAGUAUCACGCUCACCCACCUCGAUGCGUUCGUGCAGAUAUCGAGACAGGUCGCUUAAUCACCCAUUCGCCCUCCCCGAUCGUGCUCUACGUUUCGGGCGGCAACACCCAAGUCAUCGCCUACUCGCAGCAGAGGUACCGCAUAUUCGGCGAGACGCUCGACAUUGCCGUUGGCAACUGUCUGGAUCGAUUCGCGAGGAUCAUUGGUCUGUCGAAUGACCCAAGUCCUGGAGCCAAUAUUGAAAAGGAAGCGAAAAAGUUCGUGAUUCCGUUUCUUCGGACCUGAACAAUCCGUGCAAUAUCUGAAUCUUUGGCGCAAUUUGCAGAGGCCGAAGAUUACUUCCCCUUCCUUAUGCUACGAAGGGAAUGGACAUCUCACUCGGUGGGAUCCUCGCCUCGGCCGAGACCUACACCCGAGAUCCACGAUUCACCACCUCGAACCCGCACGCCAAACGAGGCUACACCCAACCCACCCCGACUGACCCACCGACAAUACCCACGGGCAGCAACACGCAAAAGUCGACCAACUCGUCCGACUCUACCGAUCCUAGUGCUGGAGUGAUGAAUGGCAAGUUGGGCGGCAAGAGGAUGGUCUCGCAGGAUGAGAGGAGGGCUCGAGCGAGUGGGCUCUUGGGCGAUCAGGUCGGGAUCAAGGAUGUCGGGUUCUCACCCUCGGAGCAGGGUGGAGCGAAGAAGGUCGUCAUCCCCGACUGGAACGAGAGGGGGGACAGAGCGAAGCAAGUACAGGAGGAUGAGGACGAUGUCAUCACACCCGCGGAUCUGUGCUUCAGUCUGCAAGAGACGGUCUUUGCCAUGCUCGUCGAGAUCACCGAAAGGGCGAUGGCUCAUGUCGGGGGAAAGGAGGUGCUCAUUGUCGGUGGAGUUGGAUGUAAGUCUGCCACGACGUGGCUAACUGGAGUCCUGCCAGGGUGCUGAUGACGGAACUUCUUGAUAGGCAAUGAGCGUUUGCAAGUGAUGAUGGGAAUCAUGGCUGCUGAACGAGGAGGGAGCGUGUUCGCCACGGACGAAAGGUGAGAGCAGAGCUGAGCUCCAGCAAGAGGAGAUCGGUCGGUCCUGACUGACUGACCUAUGUAUUACAUCCUUUGUACCCAGGUUCUGCAUCGACAACGGCAUCAUGAUCGCACAUGCAGGUCUACUGAGUCAUCGCAUGGGGUUCGAAACGCCCUUUGAGGAAUCCGACUGCACCCAGAGGUGAGAGAGCCUACCCAGAUCCGGGGGAGGCGGAAAACUGACCUUGCGUCUGACCUCCUGUCAUAGGUUCCGAACGGACGAAGUGCUCGUGAACUGGAGGGCUUGA
Messenger RNA from Microbotryum saponariae, 2047 nucleotides. NCBI's taxonomy places the organism in Eukaryota, Fungi, Basidiomycota, Microbotryomycetes, Microbotryales, Microbotryaceae. The record is from the annotation of a GenBank genome assembly.